AUGAAUGGUCAUCUUGACGUUGUCAAAAAUCUGAUCAGUCAAGGGGCUAAGGUAAAUAAAGAAAAUAACAAUGGUGUGACUGCUUUAUACAUUGCUGCUCAGAAUGGUCAACUUGAUGUCAUUGAAUAUCUGGCCAGUCAAGGGGCCGAAGUCAACAAAGGAGAUAACAAUGGUGUGACUGCAUUAUACAUUGCUGCUCAGAAUGGUCAUCUUGAUGUUGUCAAAUAUCUGAUUAGUGAAGGCGCUGAGGUGAAUAAAAGAGAUAUUGAUGGUGAGACUGCAUUAUACAUUGCUGCUCGGAAAGGUCAUCUUGAUGUUGUCAAAUAUCUCACAGGUCAAGGGGCUGAGAUGAAUAAAGGAGAUAACAAUGGUAAGACUCCUUUGUACAUUGCUGCUCGGAACGGUCAUCUUGAUGUCAUUGAAUAUCUGUCCAGUAAAGGGGCUGAGGUCAAUGAAGGAAAAAACGAUGAUGUGACUGCUUUAUACAUUGCUGCUCAGAAUGAUCUUCUUGAUGUUGUCAAAUAUCUCCCAAGUCAAGGGGCAGAGAUGAAAAAAGGUGAUAACAAUGGUGAGACUGCAUUAUACAUUGCUGCUCAGAAUGGUCAUCUUGAUGUUGUCAAAUAUCUGAUUAGUGAAGGCGUUGAGGUGAAUAAAGGAGACAUCGUUGGUGAGACUGCAUUAUACAUUGCUGCGCGGAAAGGUCAUCUUGAUGUUGUCAAAUAUCUCACCAGUCAAGGGGCAGAGAUGAAUAAAGGAAAUAACAAUGGUUUGACUGCAUUACACAUUGCUGCUCAGAAUGGUCAUCUAGAUGUUGUCAAAUAUCUCACCAGUCAAGGAGCUGAGAUUAGUAAAGGAAAUACCGAUGGUGUGACUGCAUUACAUAUUGCUGCUGGCGUUGGUCAUAUUGAUGUUGUCAAAUGUCUGAUUAGUGAAGGCGCUGAGGUGAAUAAAGGAAAUAACAAUGGUGUGACUGCAUUAUACAUUGCUGCUGGGAAUGGUCAUCUUGAUGUCGUCAAACAUCUGAUUAGUGAAGGCGCUGAGGUGAAUAAAGGAGAAAGCAUUGGUGUGACUGCGUUGCACUUUGCUGCUUUAAUGGAUCAUCUUAAUGUUGUCAAAUAUCUCACCAGUCAACAGGCAGAGAUGAAUAAAGAAGAGAACAGAGAAGGUUUGACUGCAUUACACGUUGCUGCUCGGAAUGGUCAUCUUGAUGUCGUCAAACAUCUGGUCAGUCAAGGGGCUGAGGUGAAUAAAGGAGAUAUCGAUGGUGAGACUGCAUUACACGUUGCUGCUCAGAAUGGUCAUCUGGAUGUCGUCAUAUAUCUCACCAGUCAAGAGGCAGAUAUGAAUAAAGGAGAUAACAAUGGUAAGAAUGCAUUAUACGUUGCCGCUCAGAAUGGUCAUAUUGAUGUCGUCCAAUAUAUGAUUAUUGGAGGCUUUGAGGUGAAUAAAGGAGAUAGCAUUGGUUGGACUGCAUUGCAUAUUGCUGCUGGCGUUGGUCAUCUUGAUGUCGUCAAAUAUCUGAUUAGUGAAGGCGCUGAGGUAAAUAAAGGAAAUAACAAUGGUGUGGCUUCAUUAUACAUUGCUGCUCAGGAUGGUCAUCUUGAUGUUGUCAAAUAUCUGAUCAGUCAAGGGGCAGAGGUGAAUAAAGGAGAUGACAAUGGUUGGAUUGCAUUACACAUUGCUGCUCGGAAUGGUCAUCUUGAUGUCGUCAAAUAUCUGGUUAGUGAAGGCGCUGAGGUAAAUAAAGGAAAUAACAAUGGUGUGACUGCAUUAUACAUUGCUGCUCAGAAUGGUCAUCUUGAUGUCAUCAAAUAUCUGAUCAGUCAAGGUGCAGAGGUGAAUAAAGGAGAUAACAAUGAUGUGACUGCAUUACACAUUGCUACUUACAAUGGUCAUCUUGAUGUCAUCAAAUAUCUGAUCAGUCAAGGCGCCGAGGUGAAUAAUGGAAACGAUAAUGGUUGGACUGCAUUGCACGUGGCUGCUUGCAAUGGUCACCUUGAUGUCAUCAAAUACCUGAUCAGUCAAGGGGCUGAUGUGAAUAAAGGGAACAAUAAUGGCACGAAUGCAUUACACUCUGCUGCCCAGAAUGGUCAUCUUGACGUCUUGAAGUAUCUGGUCAGUAAAGGCGUCGAGGUGAACACGAGAAAUAAAAAUGGUUGGACUUCUUUAGACUUUGCCGUGUUCACAAAUCAACUUGAUGUCGUUCAAGUUCUCAGGGAUAAAGGUGCAAUUCUUGAUUCACGAAUUCUUCAUGAGAGGAGACUUCUACACUUGCUACAAGCCUUGAAAUACAUUGCAAUUCUACUCAACGAGGGUAUUAAUUGA
This is a messenger RNA of Lytechinus variegatus (green sea urchin), 2325 nucleotides long. RefSeq names its product ankyrin-3-like. The record is from RefSeq and is a predicted model, not a curated record. The coding region runs from base 1 to 2325 and encodes 774 amino acids. The transcript has 2 exons. NCBI's taxonomy places the organism in Eukaryota, Metazoa, Echinodermata, Echinoidea, Temnopleuroida, Toxopneustidae. Gene Ontology annotation, molecular function: protein binding.